Molecule: messenger RNA, 7287 nt
Organism: Diaporthe citri
Lineage: Eukaryota; Fungi; Ascomycota; Sordariomycetes; Diaporthales; Diaporthaceae
Exons: 9
Coding region: 1-7287 (2428 amino acids)
Source: RefSeq, a predicted model, not a curated record
AUGAGGUCCUCCUUGGUUGCGCUCGUCCCUGCGAUUGGGCUCUGCCUAAGCAAGAUCAUCGAAGGCCCAAUAGACCCACGUCAACAUGAUGGCUCUCAAGAUACAUCCGAAUCCAUUUGCAUCACCUAUGUCACCACUUACCUGGCCACUCUAGAGCCCAGAGGCAGCACCAACACAGGAUUGCCGAACCUACCGCCUGGUGCGCUUCCACCAAGAUCCUUUGAUGGAAAUGAACCUCCACCACAGUACACACAGCCUCCACCCCAACCAUAUGGUCCGCAGCAACCCCGGACCAAUCCAUAUGGCCCCCAGCAACCCCCGACCAAUCCAUAUGGUCCUCCGACCAAUCCGUAUGGUCCUCAACCGCCGUUUAAUCCAUAUGGUCCACAACCACCGCCUAAUCCGUAUGAUCCUCAACUUCCGCCCAAUCCGUAUGGUCCACAGCCUCCGCCUAACGGAUAUGGGCCCCAGCCUCCGCCGCCGCCUCCCGGUUACGGUGGACCGCCUGUGCCGCCGCCCUACUCGCCGCCCCCCCCGAUUCCUGGCACAACAGGUCCCGUCAUCCCACCGAGCGGCGGAGUUUCUGCAUCUUCUCCACCAGAAGGCUCACCUUCUCCGGCUCCAGCUCCAGACAUAUAUAUAGUCAACGUAGAGGCUCUCGUACCUCAAGUUGUGCCACAGCCGGCUCCAGGGAAGCGAAGGGACAUAGAUCCACGGGCUGUCGACCCUACACUGACUACCAACCUUGGAUUCAUUUCCAAUACUAAUGUAACCUUCACUUGUUCAAGAGCUGCUCCAUACUACACGUUCAAUGGCCAGUUGUUCGAGGUAGCCACAGGGUUGGCGUUGUCUGUCAACUUCGGAGUGCCAUUUAUCAACUUCACGAUCGCCGCCCAAGGUUCCAUCUCAACCAGAUUUGAGAUCGUCGACGGCAUUUUGCGCUGGUUUAAUCCACAGUUCUACAAUGGAGAGGCUACAUUCUGUGUUGUGGGCAGCGCUAUUUUCGCGACGUUCGCAUCGUUCGGCCGGCCAGCUGAUUGUGUCACUGUUCAACUGCUUCUCUUCAGAGCUGCCAUCCACUGCCUCGAUACGCACGAGCUCGACUUCGCGAGCGGCCACCACCCCAAACGUGGUCUCCACAAGUCGCGCGUCUCAGGCGUCGUCACCAGCUGUAGAUUCUUCAGUGCCUGUCUCACCGAGGUCAACCGGGAUACCUACAGCUCCAUCGCCACCGGCUGGUUCUACAGGUGGACUUACGGGUGGGUCAUCCAGUCCCCAAGCAUCGGCACCGAGCCCACCUCCGGGAGAUUCAACAACUGGUGUGCCUCCGUUCCCGACCUCAGGCUCGCCACCACCGCACCAAGUCCACCAGGGGAGUCUUCUACAGGCGGGCUGCCUAGUAUUUCACCGCCGGUGGUGCCAUCAGGACCCGGAUCUACCAGUGGAGAGCCCAUACCUGAGCCUACAACCCCCUCGGCUGGCUUCCCAACAGCGUCACCGUCUCUCCCGCCCCUUUCUCCACCGGCCGGCGAGUCUGGCACGUCACCUGCAUCGCAGCCUGUCAUCCCUACCUCGAAUGUGCUGCCGCCUUCCGAGUCAGGAUCUCGAGCCUCGGGUUUGCCGAGUGCGACGCCGUCACCAUCCGGCUCUGGCGCAAACCCGGUUCAGACGGUCAUUGCGGGCCAGGCUUUCAACAUCAAUCUGGUGCAGUACCUGAAUAACGCGGUUGACCAGGUUAAAGGCAUCACCACGAGCCCCGAUACUGCGUUCCUGAAUAACCUCAACCAAGCGCUAAACGUCCUUGCUGGUACGGUUCCGGUCAAAGCCACUGCGGAAACUAUUACUGUGACUCUUUCAGUCGCAGGCCUACUUGGUGAUACCUAUACGAAGACUUUUGACGUGGUUGUCCUCGAAGUCGAACGAGUCUUUGCUGGGCAGCGAUUUGAUAUCUUCCUGACCCAGUACAUGCAAUUCGCACAAGAUACUAUCCUUGGCGUCUCCACGCUCCCUAACACAGCGUUUCUCAAUGCACUCGACACUUUGGACAAAACCAUAUCUGGUACUGUCCCGGCAUCAGCCGUCGGAGAUGCCAUCACUGUGACUUUCACAGCUGUUGGCCAGACCGGCGAAUAUGUCAGGAGUUUCUUGGUACUGGUCCUCGAAUCUCUGACCAUAAUUCCCGGCCAGCCUUUUAACGUUGACCUGAAAGAUUUCCUGGAUGAUCCCGCGGACUCGAUCACGAACUUUGAAACCAGUCCGCUCAUUGGCUUUUUGGAGGACGGCUUCGACGCAACUGGGCGGGCCAUAACCGGGACGGUCCCGAUCAGUGCCAUCCCAGAAACCAUCACCGCCACCCUCACCGUCACAGGGCAGGUUGGAGAUUACACCAGAUUGGUCUCCAUAGUGGUUGCUCCACUGCAGAGGGUCUUCCCUGGGCAGCCUUUCACCAUAACGCUGGGCGGUUACCUGGAUGGCCCGUCAGAUACGAUUAGGGGCAUCAGCACCGACCCUGCCGCCUCCUUCCUCGACUCCGCCUUGAACGCUGCUAACCAGCAAAUCGUCGGCACUGUUCCUCUCAGUACAGCUGCGGGUCUCGUUGAGGUGGCUAUGAGCGCAGUAGGGCCAAAUGGUCUAUAUACCAAGCUACUCUACGUUCUGGUUGUCCCAUCGAACAUCAUAACCAUCGGACAGUCUUUCGUCAUUACGUUGACCCAGUACUUGGUUAACCCUGCGGACACCAUCAAUGGCCUCGUCUCCAUUCCAGCCCUGCUAACCUUCCUCCAGGAUGAUCUGGACAUUGCUCAAAGGCAGAUUGCCGGUGUUGUCCCGACCACGGCCAUUGAGGGAUCUUUUGCUAUAUCUCUCAGUGUCACGGGCCAGCUGAGCAUCCCUUACAUCCAGAUAUUCUACGUGAUUGUUGUCCCAGGAAGCUCGUCAAGCUCGUCUAUCCUAUCAACGUCAAGGCUUUCGUCUGGGAUCUCGAGUGGAUUCACCUCAACCUCGCUUUCUGGCUUCUCCAGUACAGUUUCGCAAACCUCGGGAAGUUUGUCGACGUCUGCGGGAAGCAAUUCGAUUUCCACGACUCCAUUUCCGUCCUCUGAAGCGAGCAGCCAGUCGUCCGGAGCCCAGUCUACAACGCAAUUUUCCACUCCAUUGCUGUCAACUGCUCUGUCUAGCGAAAGCCUGGAGAGUCAAUCAACGAGCGAGCCAGGCCCGAGCUCAUCAGAGCAGUCCGUCUCAAGCUCAGGGAGUUCAUUUACAGCAGAGAGCCCGACGCCGACUAGCUUGUCGAUCUCGGGUGCAACAAGCAUAUCGACGCCGCCGAGCUUGUCUACUGAGGCCGAGCAAUCCACAUCAAGCCCAGGAGAGUCAUCUACUGAGGCGAGCCAAACGGUGGUAUCGAGCACUCCAUUCGACUCGUCUGUUGAGUCAAGCCAGGCCACCACCUCUCCGUCACCAACUGAGUCAGGUUUCUCGAGCCUGUCAAGUGAGACGGGUUUGUCCACCGGCUCUCAGGCGUUGAGCUCACAAAGUCCCGGGGAUCUCUCGACCGGCACCAGUAGUUUUGUGUCAACUAUCGAGACUUCGCAGGGUAGCAUUUCUACACAAGUGACGUCGCCGUCAGGUCCUACCCCGGGUCCUUCUUCGACGGAAGUGAGCACUAGCAACGAUGCUUCAACAGGAACCUCGUUAUCCACGGAGGCACAAUCCUCGUCGCAGAGUCAGCCUACAGGCAUUUCGACUUCUUUGCCGUCGAGCGAGGCUGAGAGUACGCUGCCUAGUAGUGGUACAUCGUUGUUCUCGACAGAGCCAACGAGUUCACAGCCAGAUAGCAGUACAUUGUCGACCGAGUCUGGCAGUAUAACUGCGACAAGUGGCGAACCCACAUCUUUCGAGAGCUCGGAAACCUCUGCUGGAACGUCAACAGAGUCCCAGAGCCCGAUAGAGACUUCCACAGGUGAAUCUGGAGCUUCCUCGUCUUUCACAGGAUCCCAGCCAACCAGCUUGGAGAGCGCAACCGAGACCUCGGCCAGAAUUUCUGGCACAAGCAGUAACGAAGAGACGUCUUCAACACCCACCGGAUCGGGAUUUUCGACCAGCGCUCUUGAAACUUCAAGUUUAAGCAGCCAAGAAAGCACGGAAUCGUCUCUGUCCACCAGUGAACCGUUCAGCACUCCGACCAGCGGCCUCGAUGUGACGUCCUCCACUGUGGGCGAAAGCUCCACUGAGGCCAGUAACACAAUAGUGGGCUCCACAUCCUUCUCAAGCACCUCUCAAGAGAGUGGUGUGCCGUCGACAUCUUUCUCGACCGGAGAAUCGAGCACCAUCUCUACCGAACUCAUAACCUCUGAGCCGAGUAUCACACCGCCGAGCUCAUUGUCGAGUGAGGAGCUUAGCACCGCUUCUACUGAGUUGGCUUCCUCUCAAUCUAGUGGUGCAGAGUCGAGUUCUUCGUCAGGCCUAGAGAGCACCACUACAGAGGCGAGCACGUCUGAACUGAGCAGCCUGGUGUCGUCUGCCUCUUCUGAGGAACAGACGAGCAGUGGGAGCAGCGAGUCUGGUAGCCUAAACCCGAGCUCCAGCCUAGAGAGCAGCUUGGAGUCGUCCUCCAUGGAGCAAGUUGUCAGUACUUCGACGAGCGACCUCCUCACAACUUCAAGCCCGCCCGGGACAAGCGAGACGCAGUCGAGCUCUCCCGGCGCAACUAGUUCCAUACCUGCCAGCUCUGAGGCCUCAUCCCUGACAAGCGCUUCGGACCAAGAGUCAUCUUCGAGCUCCUUCAGCUCCACGGCCUCUAAAACUGAAUUGUCGAGCUCGUCUGAGCCAACCACAUCAGCAUCUUCUGAGGCAUCUGAAUCCACGUCCAUCGAAUCGAGCUCGACAGAACCCAGCAGCGGUGGUCCAAGCUCCACCGGGCCGAUUUCGUCGAAAUCCACGUCUUCCGAGCCAACGUCGACCGAGCCAAGCUCAUCCGAACAGACUUCGGGUGCCAGUACGAGUGAGGAAAGCACGGUCGGCCAAAGUUCGACGGAGUCCACCUCAAGUGGCGGAAGUACGACGGAAUCAAGUUCAAUAGCACCAAGCACCACUGGGGAAAGCACUCUUGGCUCAAGCUCGUCUGGGGAGAGCACGACCGAGCAGUUCUCAACGGAAUCCAGCUCUUCUCAAGCAACCUCAACUGAAGCAAGCUCCACAGAGCCGAGCAGCUCAUUCUCAAGCUUGGAACCGACAUCGACGGAGCAGACGUCAACUGAAUCCACACAGCUUGAGUCAACGUCCACCGAGCAGAUUUCCUCCGAAUCUACGUCUGGGCAGACGUCGAGUGAACCAACUUCUUCCGGUUUUACAUCAUCCGAGUCCACAUCCUUUGAGCCAACGUCGACGGCGUCAAGUGGCUCUGAGUCCACCUUCCCCAGCCAAACGUCCACCGAGUCUACGUCUGUCGAGUCUACAUCAACCGAGGCAACAUCUUCCGAGUCUUCGUCUGCCGGACAGACUUCCAGUGAGCCCACAAUCACAUCUUCGGAGCAAAGUUCGACCGAACCUCCAUCUUCCGAAUCAACGUCGAUCGAACCAACGUCCACCGAGGCUACGUCCUCUGGAUCAACAUCACCGACCAGCAGCGCUACAUCGACGAGUGGCGAAGAUGACGAUGGUGAUGACGAGUCUUCGACAGCUGCAUUACCCACCUUUACACCAAUAUGCAAUGGGGUUUCUAUGCCGAUGCAGCUUCGGCAACCUUUAGUCGCUGCCGUGCGCUUUGGGUUGCUCCCAGCCGCCGAUCCUCAGCACAGGUACGAGCACAGGAGCCACGUCCAAGGCUAUAUCGUCGUCGUCUACGCUGCGUCCCAGUGUACAAUCGAGCUCUUCGCCUUCGGAUCUGGGUCCUCGUUCGGUGUUGUCCGUGGAUCCCACGUCUGCCCCUUUCCCGAGCCUACUGUCCACGAGUAUCACCUCGCAUCCAACUGGACCAAGUUACUCCACUGUCUCUCAGACUGGUAUGAGCACAGUUGGCCCUGGAUUUUUGUCGUCCUUUUUCCCAGGCACUCAGUCCAGUAUCUUGUCUACUGGGUCGAGAUCCGAGUCGAUUCUGUCGUCUACCGUCAUAUUGAGCCUCCCGUCAAGCACUCAGGUUUCAAGCCACCAGCCAUCUUCGCUGUCUACGGAACUAUCGACAAGAACCUCGAGCCCGAUGUCGACAAGUUUAUCCUCGCAGCCAUCUCUGCCGUUCACGGGUUUUGUAUCCCGGACAUUGAGCUCGACGUCUCCAAGUCUAUCGUUCCAGUCAUCUUUGCCGCCUACGCAAAUCCCGACACGAACGUCAAACUCAACGCCAACGAACUCAUCAUCUCAGCCAGUUUCAUCAGGCAUGGAAAUCCCAACACGGACAUUCAGCUCGACGUCAACGAGCCUCCUGAGUUCUCAACUGUCUCCAAAUACCCAAUUCACGACCCUCGUUUCUCUGCUCAGCUCCUCAUCCACUGCGGCCUCAUCUCGGGCCGCCAACAGUUCCUCCGUCGGCCUCAGUUCUCAGUCAGGGUCUACACUUUAUACGAGUUCUGGCCUCACAUCCUUUUCGACAUCGGUACUGACGUCUACAUCGGGGAGUACAUCCACUGCUGUCACAUCCACUACUCCCCAGGUUGGUACAAGCCUCAGUACUUCGAUAGUCCAGAGCCCGGCUCUACGCUAUACAGGGUUAACAUCACCACUGGGUCAUAUGUCACCGUCAAGGCGUCCAUGGGAGACGGCACGUCUAUAAAUGCAAUGGGCUACAACAUUGGCGACAAUUUCCUGUAUGCCGCUGCUACUGCAAAGAUCCCCAAUAGUCUUCUCAGGAUAUCUGCGUCGGGUGACGUUGUCAACAUGGGGAGCCUGGGUACCUCGUACGUCGUCAACAGUGGAGAUGUUGAUGAAUACUCCCAGUACUGGGCUUCCGCAGGCGGUAAGGACUGGGUACAGGUCGACCUGAAACCAAGCUCGUCAACAUAUGGCAAAACAGUGGCCAAAGGCACUGCAGCGCCGGCUUACACCAUUGUGGAUUGGGCUUACGUACCGCGUGGUGGCAACUACCUCUGGACCCUGGGAUUUGACAGCCUCACCAGGACGGCACUUGGGGGCUCGAAUACUUACCUGCUCAAAUUUGACCGUGCUGCCAAGUCCUGGACCACGGUGGCCAAGUUCGGGGAUAUUGCGGGUAGUGGUGAUACACAGCGGAACGCCUGGGGUGCAGUCUAUGCUUCGGAUGACGGGUACUUUAAAGAUAUCAAAUGGGCCAGCAGCUAG